Molecule: messenger RNA, 4720 nt
Organism: Gopherus evgoodei (Goodes thornscrub tortoise)
Lineage: Eukaryota; Metazoa; Chordata; Testudines; Testudinidae
Gene: FBLIM1
Product: filamin binding LIM protein 1
Exons: 8
Coding region: 1052-2212 (386 amino acids)
Biological process (GO): cell-cell adhesion
Cellular component (GO): stress fiber; focal adhesion
Molecular function (GO): filamin binding
Source: RefSeq, a predicted model, not a curated record
UCCGUGUGGUUAGCAGGACGUCUGUCUGGGCUGGCUAAGGCGGCUAGCUGUGUUUUUGAAAUACAUGGGCCAGGUUCUGGCCCCGACUCUGGCUGUCUUCGGCCACUCCAGCCAUGCAAAGCAGAGGGAAAACCAGCAGAAGCAGGUACCUAGGCAUUCACCUUGACUACUGGCAAGUCACUGACUCUCUGUCUUGCGUCUCCAUGUUAAUAAUGCCAUAUGAGAGGUACAAGGCGGUCUUACAAGACCCUGCAUUUCCCUAGUGCUCUUCAGUGGGGAUCUCAAAGCACUAUCCAAAAAAACCCGCUAGUGAAUUGAGCCUCACGGAUCUCCCUCCAUGAGACUGGUAAGUAUCAUUCCCCCCAUUUUACAGAUGGGGAAACUGAGGCAUAGAUGGAUGGGGGAAGGGACUUGCCCAAGGUCACACAGAGAGUCCAGAGCUGGGAAGAGAGUCCAGCUCUCUUGCCAUCUUGGCUUUCAGCCCUUGGCCUCUGCUGCCUCCCUCUUGUGAAUCACGUUUUGCUCAGGUGAAAGGUGCUCUAGAGAUGCAAAGUCUCCAGCUACCUGUUCCAGCACUUGGGGCCACCCGUGUGCUCCUGAAGAUCACCGGAAGAGGAGGCUUGUGUGGGUCAAAGAGCUCCUACUGUAACCAAGCUAUCAGCCCAGUCAACAAAGGAGCCUUUCAUCACAUCGCCUGCUCACUGUUUCAUCUUCCAAGGGCUGAAUUUCCUUUGGAGAGCUCAAAGGAAAAUUCCCCUGCCCUUUCUGUGCACUUUACCGUAUCAGUGCACUUCAUUAACCUGGACGAGAAACUGGUUGACAUAAGCGCGGGUCUCCCCAUGCUGGCAUGGCUCUGCCUCCCCUCCAUCACACAGCCUCGCUGGUUUCAGUUGCCCCUGAUUAGAUGCAAUGGCUUAUCCUCUCGUUAACUCGUGGGGAUCGAUUUCCAGCACGGCAUGCAAGGGGGAUUUAGCCCAAGGGCUUCUGACGAUAGCGGUGGCUUUAUCCCCAAAGAUUAUGCCGAAAAGCUCACCCUAGCCCCUGCUUGAAGAUGCUGUCUGGGAAGAUGGAGAAGAGGAUUGCUUCCUCCGUAUACAUUACCCUGGCUCCUCCCAGGAGGGACACGGUCAUCAAGGGAGAUGUAAAGCCAGAUGUGCGUCAGCUGAGCUCAGACCACCCAAAGGAGGCUAUGAAAUCUGAUGGGACCCACCAGCCCCAAGUGUCACCGCCAAAGAAACUGGCCAACAGCAGCCGCCAGGCCGGCAAGCAGAGCAGCAGGACGCUGGGCAGUGCUGGGCCCUCGUCUGGACCAGCGGUCUUGUCCAACGGAGGUUUCUCCUCCUUUCCUCGUCCUGUCCUGACCGACGUUCCCACGGGCUCGGACCCAGAGAGCCCCCUGCCGUCUCCUCCAUCGUAUCUUCUGUCCGAUGAACGUAACGCCCCGUCGGUGGAGACGCUUUGCCCUGAUCUGCAGAAGCUGCACGUGAGCUCACCUGUGAGCCGGCAGGCCUCCUCCACGUUCCCAGCGGAACCGAGGCAGCAUAAAAUCCAGCCAACCAGUCUGGAGCAAGUGGAUGAGCGCCAGGCCCCGAAACAGAACGUGAAUGGGCACCUGGAAAGAGACAUUUCCACAGUCUGUGCCUUCUGCCACAAGGCCAUUGCCCCCCGGACCCCGACCAUAGAAGCCAUGAACAAACAGUACCACGCAGAAUGCUUCACGUGCCGGACGUGCCACGGCCGGCUAGCGGGGCAGCGCUACUACCAGAAAGAGGGCCGGCCAAUGUGUAACUCUUGCUACAAGGACACACUGGAGAAAUGUGCCAAGUGCCAAGGUCUGAUCCUGGAGCACAUCGUCCGCGCCUUGGGGAACGGGUACCACCCCGAGUGUUUCAUGUGCUCUGUGUGUGGCCGGAGCAUCGGGGACGAGAGCUUUGCUGUGAAUGACCAGAACGAGGUGCACUGCGUGGAUGAUUUCUACAGGAAGUACGCCUCCAUCUGCAGCGUCUGUGAGACACCCAUCAUCCCACAGGAGGGGAAAGAUGCCUACAGGAUAGAAUGCAUGGGGCGAAGCUUCCACGAAAACUGCUAUUGCUGUGAGAACUGCAGGAUUCCCCUGUCCACCGAGCCAGAGGAGAACGGCUGCUACCCCUUGGGCAGCCAUGUCCUCUGCAAGCCCUGUCACAUCAAACAGAAGAACGAAUCGUUCUGCUGAGAGAGCCAGGCGGGCUUCCCCAGCAAACCGUGGAUGCAGUCACAUGGCUGAGAUGAGCCGAAUCUCUGUACUACGGCAACAGUAUUCUUAUCCUCUACAUUCAUUAAUGUCCAACUUUCUGUCCUGACUGUCUCCCUUAUGGUAGGACCAUAUUAGUAGCUCUGAGCUUUAGCAGCAAGGUCCUAAUCAGCCAUGCCACCAGCCCUGAGAGGUGGCCGUGGAACGUUCUUCUUAUCUCUUUCCCUCCAGUCUGGCUGUGCUUAUCUUCCAAGGCUACGCCAGCUGGCUUCCUCUGCCCUCCAAUGGCUCAGUGCCUGUGAUGAGGGACGCACCCCGGCAAACCAGCAGCUGCUGAUGGGACGAGUGAGAUUGAUUAAAAUGAUAUUUCAAAGCAGGCAGGGCUCUGUCUCCGCACUGUGUAAAUAACCCCCCUCCUGCUUUAAGACUCAGGAGGAUCUUACUAAACUGCAGAGGGCUGGGGGACAGCACUGUGCUAUCAGUUCUGGGAGCACGGCAAGGGAAGGGGCCCGCACAGUGGUCGAUGCUAAAACUGCAUGAAGGCCACCCCUGGGCAGAAGGCCAGUGCACCCUCAAAGUAGGGCUAAUGUAGGACCUAAGCAGUGCGUACUUUUUUACUGGCCUUCUGCCCAGGAGUGACUUUUACCCACAGAGCCAGGUCAGAUAUACACCCACCGUCUUCUGCUUUACUGCACCCCGCAAUAGUGCUGUGAAUUAUGACCCAGCAGUGUGCCAAAGAGGUUGUACAGCAGCAGCUGAACACCACUCUUCAUUCUGAAAAUGACACCGUACUGGGGGCAACCUGGGGCUUGAGCCUUCAGGUCUUAACUUGAGGGAGCGAAGGCUGCAGGAUCGGCCCCUAAUUAAGAUCCUGUCUCCUGAAAUGCUGCGGUGACUCAGUGACAAAUAUCAGAUGUAGCUGCCUGCAGAUCUGCGCCAGACAACCCACUGGCUCUGUGCACAUAGAAUUGCUGGAGCCAUGGUUCUGGAAUUGACUCCUGGUAUUCCUGGAUGUGCAGUUUCAUCUCUGUGGUGAAUGGACGCAGGCUGUGAGUCAUGACACAAUCUGGGGGCUGGGACUGGAAAGAAUUCCGCGUUGUUUAAGGAUUUGACAAAUACACCACCCCACCAGCUUCCCUAAAACAAGCCAAGACGCUGGAUUCUCUCUCAUCUGCCGGUGGCCAAUCACAUGUCUUUCGUGCUAGCAUCAUGAAAUCACACCAGAUACAAGAUCCCCAACUAAGAGAGGGCAGCUGAUGGGCUGCUGGUAUUUUAACAUCCCUUGCCUGGGAUAAACCCUCUGGCUUGUGGGAAUGGGGGUGCUCUCUGAGGGGAGCAGCUCAUUUGUUUCCCCGUCUAAAUCAAAACACCAUUCUCAACUGUAGUCCAAGAAGAGAGCAGUAUCACUAAGCCAAAAAGGUCCUGGUAAGCCUGAUGGGUGUGUUUCCUAGUGGGUAGCGCACUGGAUUGGGCUUCAGGAGAGCUGAGUUCUUGUCUGAACUGUCCCUGGCCUGCUGGGUGACUUUGCCUUUUUGUUCCUCAGUUUCCCCAUCUGUGAAAUGGGGAUGAUGAGACUGAUGUGUGUAAAGUGCUUUGAAUUCUACUGAUGAAAAGUGCUAAAUAAGAGCUUGGGGAUGGUGAUCAUUGGUGGAUGCUGCCAUAAGUAUAUUGAUCCAUACGGCACAAUGUUAAACAAGUGCCAUUUGAAAUGGGUGGGAGGGGAAAUGGACCAUUGUGGGGAGGAUCCUCACCCUGGAAAAUUACCUGCAGUGUCCCACGUUACGCCGCCAAAGGCUCACAGUUUGCUCUUUGGUGGUUAUUUUGAGCAUUGGUUACUCAGCGACAGCUGGUGAGAGAUGGAACUCCACCAGCCUCUCCUCUCCUUUCGGGGGUGGGAUUUUAACAAGCGGCACGUCAUGGAGGGGGAGCAGUAAGGACUAUCUGAAAAGAUAUUUAAAUGAGAGGAGGAAUCAUAGCAGUGCUGUGCAUGGCCUCUUAAAGAGCCCUUCCUCAUUUCCAUGGGGUCCCCUUGGCUUUGUGCUCCAGGCUAAACAGGGAGGCCAGGAGACCAUGCUUGUUGCACUGGGCUCAACCGUCAAGAGAAUCCAGCAUUCUAGGCAGGACCAUUAGCUGAUUCCAUUCAGUGGCACUGUUCCUCCUGUCCUCGUCAACACUCCUCAAGAGAAAAGAACUUGGGACCUUGGUUGUGAUGAUCACUGUCCAUAAGUAGCAGUGACACUGUGAAAUUAAGCUGCUUUGAUAGGCAGUGGAACACUCCCUGAGCGAAAUGGCUGUGGAGUUCGGUGGAGUUCGGGGAAACCCCACAGAAGAACUGUAAAUUAUUGGCAGGAAAAGUUUCCGCUUGUUGAAAGUAAUUGUACAUGCUCAUUCUUCAGGGGCUUUAUUUUUGGAAACUGAUGAAAUUUAGGGCUUCUCUUCCUGGGGAUGCUCAUGAAAGUUAAUCUGAAUUAAUAAAAGGUUGAAUUUGAA